Cavia porcellus (domestic guinea pig) is the source of this 331-nucleotide messenger RNA. RefSeq names its product defensin beta 113 (gene Defb113). NCBI's taxonomy places the organism in Eukaryota, Metazoa, Chordata, Mammalia, Rodentia, Caviidae. The record is from RefSeq and is a predicted model, not a curated record. Gene Ontology annotation, cellular component: extracellular region. Gene Ontology annotation, biological process: innate immune response. The transcript has 2 exons. The coding region runs from base 41 to 289 and encodes 82 amino acids.
CAGUCUGUCCCAGCGUCACUCAAGUGUAACUGCAGCACCAAUGAAGAUACUUUAUAUGCUCUUGAUGUUUGUCUUCAGUGUUUCUUGUGGCCCAUCAGUUCCACAGAAAAAUACAAGAGAAAUUGCAGGAAGAAAACGAGAAUGUUACCUUGUUCGUGGUUCUUGCAAGUCUGAAUGCAAUACUUGGGAAUAUGUCUAUAGUUACUGUGAUACUGAGCCCUGCUGUGUGGUACGGGAAUACCAAAAACCCAUCAUUGAAACCACGCUUUCUAAGACUUACACAGCUUAAAUUACAGUACUUACAACAUUGCAUCAUUAUAAUCUUAAUAAA